UUGAUUUUGGAGCAACUUUUUUCUCUCCCUAGAUAUGGCUUUGUUGAAUUUGAUGAUGUACGUGAUGCUGAUGACGCUGUUUAUGAGCUAAAUGGCAAAGAUCUUUGUGGGGAACGUGUAAUUGUUGAGCAUGCCCGGGGCCCUCGCCGUGACAGCAGUUACGGUUCUGGACGCAGUGGAUAUGGUUAUAGAAGAAGUGGAAGAGAUAAGUACGGUCCUCCGACCCGUACAGAAUACAGAUUGAUCGUUGAAAAUCUGUCAAGCCGUUGCAGUUGGCAGGAUCUGAAGGAUUAUAUGCGUCAGGCAGGUGAAGUGACGUAUGCUGACGCACACAAAGGGAGAAAGAAUGAAGGUGUGAUUGAGUUCAAAUCCUAUUCUGACAUGAAAAGAGCUCUUGAAAAGUUGGAUGGGACAGAAGUAAAUGGUAGAAAGAUAAGACUAGUGGAAGACAGGCCUGGGUCCAGGCGUCGCCGCUCCUAUUCCCGAAGUCGGACUCAUUCAAGAUCUCGCUCUCGAAGCAGACAUUCACGCAAAAGCAGGAGUCGUAGUGGCAGUACCAAAAGCAGCCAUUCAAAAAGCAGAUCACGAUCCAGGUCUGGGUCCCAUUCCAGAAGCAAGAGCCGCAGUAGAAGCAAAAGUCAUAGCAGAGGCCAAAAGGAAAAAAGCAGGAGUCCAAGUAAAGAUGAUAAAAGCAGAAGCCGCAGCAGAAGUGCAGAGAAAUCCCGAAGUAAAAGCAAAGACAAGCCAGAGGAUGUGGUUCAAAAUGACGAUGAUGACCAAACAAAGAGCAGAAGUCCCAGCAAGGAAAAGAGUAAGAGUAAAAGCAGGAGUAGGAGCGGUAGUAAGGAGAAGGCAGCAGAGGAAGAGGAAGAGGAAGAGAGGGGGAGUGUAAGGGGCAGUAGGAGUAAAGAGAAGGAAAAGAGUGUCAGCAAGGCUAGGAGCAGGAGCAAAGAGGGGAGCAGGAGCAGGAGCCGUAGCAAGAGCAAGGAUAAGAGGAAAGGGAGGAAAAGAAGCAGGGAUGCCAGUAGGAGCAGGAGUAGAAGUCGCAGCAGAAGUGAGAGAAGCAAGAGGCGGAGUAAGCGCGAUAGCAAAUCUAGCAGCAGCAAGAAGAAAAAAAGAGAGGAUCAAGAACGUUCAAGGUCUAGAUCUAGAUCCAGAUCUCGAUCCAAGGAAAAGGAACAUAUGAAAAUAGAACCUGUUACAAAGGAAGUAAAAAGUGCAGAUGAGGAAAUGGAGGACACCAGGGGUAAGUCCCGGUCAAGGUCAAAUUCCAAAUCUAAACAAAAUGUAAAAUCGGAAUCUCGUUCCAGAUCCAAAUCAGUUUCAAAAACAAGAUCCCAAUCCAAAUCUAGAUCGAGGUCUGCCUCUAGAUCACAUUCACGAUCUAGGUCACGGUCUCGCUCGAGAUCCUAAAGUUGCUGCAACCACACUUAGAGCUCUAUGAGAAGUCUUUUGUACAUGUUUGGUAGUUGUAGCACAAGUGAUUGGAGUAGAACACGUCACUGCUGUACAUUUUUAAUACCCUCCCCCCAUGGUGUAUCUGUAAGUGUUCAGUCCAGUGCUCUUUCUCUCUUGCCUAUUCUGAUAUUAGAGGCUGAGAGCCUUGCUGGAGCACCACACAUCAUCCUGGGUUUCCAGAAUAGCAAUAGAGAAUGAGCACUACACUUUGAUGGGCUUCUAAGAUUGGAAUGAUGACUCCUAGGUAGGUAUGGUAACUUCAACAAUUUGCCCUUAAAUGAUGCCCUUUGAUGUAUGCCAUUUAGUGAAAAGUGAAAAGUCUUAAAUUUCAUAUUACUUUUUUUGUUUCAUAAUUCCGACUUUCAGAGUUUGUGAAUAGCACAGUCAGGAAACUAGAUACCUACAAUGAACAAUAGGAAGGGAAGGGGGGGAAAGUAGACUUCCACAUUCUGGUAUUGUGACAAUAUCCUUGUUUUAUAUUUUUUUUAUUUUUCCCUGUCUUGCAAAGUACAGUGGUCCCUGUUUCCAUUAAAUUUGAAUAAAGACUAUUUUUGCUUGAC
Messenger RNA from Pogona vitticeps (central bearded dragon), 2018 nucleotides. The record is from RefSeq and is a predicted model, not a curated record. NCBI's taxonomy places the organism in Eukaryota, Metazoa, Chordata, Lepidosauria, Squamata, Agamidae.